Molecule: messenger RNA, 318 nt
Organism: Exserohilum turcica Et28A
Lineage: Eukaryota; Fungi; Ascomycota; Dothideomycetes; Pleosporales; Pleosporaceae
Exons: 2
Coding region: 1-318 (105 amino acids)
Cellular component (GO): fungal-type cell wall
Molecular function (GO): structural constituent of cell wall
Source: RefSeq, a predicted model, not a curated record
AUGUUCACCAAGACUAUCAUCCUCGCUCUCGCCGCUGUCGCCGCUGCCGUUCCCAACGUAGCCCGCCAGGACAACUGUGGUGCCAACAGCAAAUUCCACUGCUGCGACUCUGCCACUGCCAAAAAGAUCGAGGCCAUUGGAGUCAUUCCUAUCACUGACGUUGCCGAUCUUCACCAAUUGCUUGGCCAGUGCAAUGCCAUCGUCCCAAUCAUCCCCAUCGUCAGCCCCAACAAGCAAUGUACCCAGAAUGCUAUUUGCUGCGGAGAAUACGAGCAGAAUGGCCUCAUCAACCUCGGCUGCACUCCCAUCUCUUUGUAG